Molecule: messenger RNA, 1342 nt
Organism: Myotis daubentonii (Daubenton's bat)
Lineage: Eukaryota; Metazoa; Chordata; Mammalia; Chiroptera; Vespertilionidae
Gene: GATD3
Product: glutamine amidotransferase class 1 domain containing 3
Cellular component (GO): mitochondrion
Source: RefSeq, a predicted model, not a curated record
GCCGUCCCUCGCUGACGGGCUGGGGAGAGCGCGACUGCGCAGGCGCCACUGAGCGGGUUCCCGCGCGGGUCUCCUCCGCGGUCUGACCCUCUGACCCCGCUGUCCCCGCGCGGCCAUGGCGGCGGUCAGGGCCCUGUUGGCACCCCGGCUGGUGGCGGCGGCGGCCCCUACGUUCGCGCCGGUGCCCGGUCUGCGGCCGCUGCUGCUCACUGGGCCAGUGCCCGCCCCGCGCGCGGCCUUCCACGGCUCCGCGCCGCGGCCGGGGGCCAGGGUCGCGCUGGUGCUGUCCGGGUGCGGAGUCUACGACGGCACGGAGCUCCACGAGGCCUCGGCGGUGCUGGUGCACCUGAGCCGUGGCGGGGCUGAGGUCCAGAUCUUCGCUCCUAACGUCCCUCAGAUGCACGUGAUUGACCACACCAAGGGGCAGCCGUCUGAGAGCGAGACCAGGAACGUUCUGGCUGAGUCGGCAAGGAUCGCCCGUGGCAAGAUCACUGACCUGGCCCAGCUGAGUGCAGCCAACCAUGAUGCCGCCAUCUUUCCUGGGGGCUUUGGAGCUGCCAAAAACCUGAGCACAUUCGCCGUGGACGGGAAAGACUGCAAAGUCAACAAAGACGUGGAGCGCGUCCUGAAGGACUUCCACAAGGCGGGGAAGCCCAUCGGCUUGUGCUGCAUCGCUCCUGUCCUCGCGGCCAAAGUGCUCCCUGGCGUCGAGGUCACCGUGGGCCACGAGCAGGAGGAAGGCGGCAAGUGGCCGUAUGCCGGGACCGCGGAAGCCAUCAAAGCCAUGGGUGCCAAGCACUGUGUGAAGGGAGUGACCGAAGCUCACGUGGACCAGAAAAACAAGGUGGUCACGACCCCGGCCUUCAUGUGUGAGACGGCGCUCCACCACAUCCACGACGGGAUCGGGGCCAUGGUGACGAAGGUGCUGGAGCUUGCCAGGAAGUGAGCCGCCGGCUCUGGCUUCGCCUCUUCCACCAGGCGGAGCUGGCGGCCUGUUGUCCUGUCCAGCUUGGAAUGUGACACACGGGGUCGGAUAAUUGGGGUGAGAGUCGUCGUCAGCUCUGCUCAGCUCACCUUCCUUCCAAGAGAGGAGCCCACGCCCUGGAGAGGCGGCCCGAGUCCCCGCCUGUAGGAGUAGCAACUGGACGCCUAGUGCCUCCCAGAAUGACAGUCAGCUUUCUCACGAAGCCAGUCAGGUAGAGGUAUUGUCUAACCUCAGGUUUGCCUAGCUUCAGAAUACUUAGUGUUUGGAAGGGAAAAUAGUUUUAAGUUUAUAAAUGUAAUAAUCAGAAAACCUGAAACCUGGUUAUUAACAAUUAAAGAUUCUCUAAUCUGGAGUAAA